AGGCUCUAGAUGCGACGUGAGUGUUGAUCGUUUCGGGACGAUCGAGUGGGCCGGAUUAUUCAGAAAUCGUGAUGGUGCAGACGUACCAGUCACCCGUACGGGUGUAUAAAUACCCUUUCGAACUUGUCAUGGCGGCAUACGAGAAGCGAUUUCCCACCUGUAAAAUGAUUCCAGUGUUCCUCGGCUGUGAGAUCAUUUCAGAGCAAAAGUCGGAGGAUGGAGCUGAACAUGUGGUGGAGCGCAGAUGUAAACUUAGUGUGGAUGCUCCCUACAUACUGAAAAAGAUCAUGGGCGUCGAUCAUGUGUACUUCAUUCAGAAGAAUGCCCUAGACAGUCGCAACCGCGUCCUCAAAAUAGAUGCCCACAAUGAGAGUUUCUCCUCGAGGAUUAUAAUCAACGAACACUGUCAAUACUCUGUACACUCCGAGAAUCCUGACUGGACCUGUUUUGAACAGAGUGCAACCUUAGACAUCAAACAUUUCUUCAACUUUGAAAGCAUGGUUGAGAAGAUAGCCAUGAAACAGUAUGCUGCCAAUAUAAAGAAGGGUAAGGAAGUGAUAGAGUACUACAUCAAUGAGAUUCUGAGUUCUGGUGUUCCCUACACACCUCGAUGGCAGCCCCCAGAGACUGCAGCCAUGGAUAUCAAGACAGAUGACACACCGUCCCAGGACAGUGGCUUGAGGAGCCGUUCCAAUAGUGCUCACAGCCAUAGCAGUCAGUCCAGUCUGGUACUGGGGGCUACUGCUGCAACUAUAUGUACUGACAAACUCCCUAUUAACCCAGAGGGUUUGUCUACCCCUGACAAGACUGGGAAGCUGGAGGAUGUGUAUAUUGAGCGUUUCCUUGGCUCCCUGACUCCGGUACAGGAAAGCAGACUAGUACAGCUACGACAGUGGCUACAGGAAACUCACAAAGGAAAGAUACCAAGAGAUGCUCACAUUCUGCGGUUUCUAAGAGCACGUGACUUCAGUCUAGACAAGUCACGUGACAUGCUGGUGCACUCUCUAGCCUGGAGAAAGCUCCACAAUAUUGAUCAUCUACUGGAGACAUACCGACCCGGAGACGUCAUGAACCAAUACUACAGUGGGGGUUGGCACUACAACGACAAAGAUGGACGGCCGCUGUAUGUCCUCAAACUUGGGCAAAUGGAUGUGAAGGGUCUGAUGAAAUCUGUUGGGGAGGAGGUUCUCCUGAAACAUGUUUUGUAUGUGAAUGAAGAGGGGUUGCGUAGAGCAGGAGAUGCCACUCGAUCGCGAGGUUUCCCUGUGAGUGCCUGUACCUGUAUUGUUGACCUGGACGGCCUCAGUAUGCGACACCUAUGGAGACCAGGGAUACGGGCCCUGCUCAGGAUCAUAGAGAUGGUGGAGGCUAACUAUCCAGAUACGAUGGGGCGCCUCCUCAUUGUGCGUGCCCCAAGGGUGUUCCCUGUGCUCUGGACCCUUGUCAGUCCCUUUAUUGAUGAAGACACCAGGCAGAAGUUCAUGAUUUAUGGAGGAAAUGACUAUCAGGGACCUGGAGGGCUCAUUGAUUUCAUAGACAAGAAAUACAUACCUGACUUCCUGGGUGGAGACUGUUUUUGUGAUGUACCAGAAGGAGGGUUGGUGCCUAAGUCCCUCUACAAGGAGGAGUUCACAGAAAAGGCCCCAGAGGGCCCGCCCCUCAGUACAGAUAGUUUGUACCAGACCUGCCAUAUUGUCAAAGACUUUCCAAAUGAGGUGUUGAUAUGCGUCCCACAGAAGGGAUCCGUGAUUACAUGGGACUUUGACAUUUUAAAGGGUGAUGUGACCUUCACCGUGCUAAGGUGUAAACACGAGGUGUCGGGAGACCCCCUACACCAACACCACAUCAGUGGGGCCUUGGGUGGCAUUGGCUCCACACAAUACAUCGACAAAACCAUGCAAGUGGGCAUGGACCUGAGCAUUGUAGAGCCACCUCAUAUAUGUAGAGAUGGGGAUAGUGUUCAGGGAUCUCAUGUGACCAGUCAGGCAGGAAGUUACAUAUUACAGUGGAAGUACUUUGAUGCCGGGAAAGCUGUGUUUGACUUUCCACUGGCCACACACAAAUCCAAGGUCAUGUAUUACACAGAGCUACUGGAGUCUGCAGCCUUUAGAGGGUCAAUGACCAGCUUGCAGUCCAGUCACAGUGCAUUCUCCUCCCUUAGCAUUGGCACGUCACAGAGCAGUCUUUCCGCAGUCACACCCGACGGAAUCCACAGGCUAAAAAGGUGACAGAAGCUUGAAGAUUUUGAUGGAGAGUAAAGUUUUUCGGUAAGGGCUAGCUGAUUACCCUACCUAUAACACAGAGGGGACAAGUACCAGAGCUCUGAAUGUUAAGGAUGUGGCAUGUCUAGGAGUUGGUAGAAAGCUGUCUCAGUGGUUACUUGUGUUGGAUCAGAGAUCAUCAACACUGUUCCUACCUCAUCACACAGCCAGCUGACCAGGAUGUGCAGCAACAUUGGUCAGUGGUCAGACAUUGAACUGCCCAGUACAGGAAUCGGCAUUGGUCAGCUGGUGUUUAUUGUGUGUACCAUAUCUGACCAUCACAUCACAACGCCUCUUACACUGCAUUGUUUGUACAUUGUACAUUGUGAUAGUCAUUGUUAAAAAAACAGUGUUUCUGCUCCAUUCCAUACUUCUGUAAACUACACUCACUUCUCCAGUCCACCCAACUCAUGUAGUUAGGUAAAUAACACUUUUCUAGUCCACUCCACUCCCAUACCUAGUUAGGUAAAUAACACUUUUCUAGUCCACUCCACUCCCAUACCUAGUUAGGUAAAUAACACUAACUUCUCCAGUCCACCCUACUCAUAUACAGUCGAACUUCGUUAUCUCGAAGUCGACGGGGUCGUCGGAAACUUCGAGUUAUCCGAGUAUUCGAGUUAUGCGGGUUCAUAUAUUUGGUAUGAAAUUUGCUGUUUGGACAUGGCAUUAGCAGUCCUUGGUUUGUAUUUAUAGCCAAUGCUUAUAACCAAUUGAUAAAUGAUGUAUGUAAUCAAUUACAAUAUAACAAAUACAGCUAUGUUAUUUUACAAUAAACACGCUUACAAAAAAAAGUAGGGUAUUUCCGGGAAAAAAGUAUUUUCUUUUAGUGCGAUCAGAACGGUUGAACCAUUUUGUGAAUUCGUUACAAAAUAUGGACGAGCCUAGUGAUUAAAUGUUGUUUUUGGCGAGUCUUGGCAAAGUCUUUCUAGAUCUGCAUUUGUAUUUGCAACUCUGUCAAGUUUUAUCUCUGAAGUGUUACAUUUAAAAAUUGAACUAUUCCGCUGUCUCCAACCUCGUACUAUACAAUGCGGAAAUGAAAGUGUGCAAGUCUAAAACAAAUCACUAAUGAAGCGUACGCACAGUUGAUUCUUUAAAUGAAAACACACACAAACAGAUUCUUUCGUAUGUGUAACACAUUGAUUCGUUAAAGCUAAUUAUGACACCUGACACCUCCUCAAAUCGAUGUAAUCAACAGCAAUUAUCAUAUUGUUCUGAAAAUCUCUCAAUCGACUACCAAAGCUAUACUGGCCCCUGUAAAAACACGAACCCGUGAAGCUGUCCUAUGUUGUGAUUUAAACUGUUGAACUCUUUUAUGCAUGACCACGCUUUGUGACCAUUUUUCCGGUUUGGACUGUUUUAAGUUUCGUGGACUAAUCAUUAAACGGACUCCCAGGUAGUACAGAAUACGGUUGAUAAACAUUGAUGAAGUUUGUUUUCUAUUAUGAACAUCAUGGUUUUGACAGUCUGCACACUUUACGUUCUUAAGGUUUAUCAUUAAAUAUUUUUACUGAUUUCACAAAAGAUGUUCAUCAACACGGAAUGGUGACGUGCCUAAGUUUUGUUUUUUAUUUAUAUGAAAUUUGAACACUAUGAAGUAGACGAUGUUAUGAUGUUGGAUUUACGCUGUUGAAACAAAUCUUGCUUCGAGGUAUCCAAGUUUUUUCGUGUGUUUAGGCUUUGAAUUAUCAGAGUUUUAUUUACUAAGAUAAAGAAGGGAUUUGGCCGGGACCGGAGAAAUACUUCGAGAUAAACGGGAUCUUUGAGUUAUUAGAGUUCGAGAUAACGAGGUUCAACUGUACUUAGGUAAAUAACACUUUUCCAGUUCACUCCACUCCAACCUAAUUAGGUAAAUAACACUAACUUUUCCAGUCUGCUCCACUCCAUACCUAGUUAGGUAAAUAACACUUCCCCACUCCAUUCCACUCCAUACUUAGGUAAAUAACACUUCCCCGCUCCAGUCCACUCCAUACCUAGUUAGGUAAAUAACACUUCCCCACUUCAGUCCACUCCAUACUUAGGUAAAUAACACUUCCCCACUCCAGUCCACUCCAUACCUAGUUAGGUAAAUAACACUUCCCCACUCAAGUCCACUCCAUACCUAGUUAGGUAAAUAACACUUCCCCGCUCAAGUCCACUCCAUACCUAGUUAGGUAAAUAACACUUCCCCACUCCAGUCCACUCUAGCCUAUUAGGGUGAACAUCACUUGUCUAGUCCACUCCUCUUCCUAUUAAGGUAAGAAGUAUUCUUGUACACUAUUUCUGUAUGGUAACGUGCAGCAGACUUGAUCAGUUGUUUUUAAGGCUACAUAUGACAAUUGCCAGGUAAUUGGUAUCUGGCAUGUAACACAAGUUGCCUACCACAAACUAGGCUCCCGUUUGUUUUGGGUAGAAAAUGUAGUGAGUUGUCUCCCAUUGCCCAUGUGAUAAAAUGUGUAUCUGUGAUACUGUAUGUCACGCGACUACGAUUUGGUGUAGGUUGUAUAUCAACUCUGUUCCAAAAGAUAUUUUUAUAGCAGUUUUUCCCUUCUUAGUAUGGUAUUUCUCUAAAUUCUUGAUCUGAUUCUGAUACUACAUGCUGAGUAUGGGGAACAAUUAGAGGACUUUAUUAUGAACAUAGUUCAAUUAAUCUAAAAAUCCUUUGUUUCACUUUUUGCUGAUUUAUCUGUUUUACAUAUUUAGGUUUUUGAUCAAAAAUAUACUGUUGAAAAUAAUGAGGGAAAAUGAGUUACAUCAAUGAUACAAAGACAAAAUGGACAUUUGUAAGACUUUGGAGGAGUUAACCAUACUGGGUGCUGGUCUUCACAGGAUCAUACAUAUUAUAUAAUUAGUUAUACAUGUUUUUAGUUAUUACAGAAACAGGAUUUAGAUUUAUUUUUAUGUUUUAUGCAAGUUAUUUUAAUGGUAUUUUGACUGAGAAUGCAAUGCCAUUUACAGUAGAUUUCAGUUUUGAUGCUUUGUGUCCAUACUGUAAUCUAUCUGUUGUGUCGCACACUGAGACAUGUUAUACACUCAAGUGUUUCUGAAAACGAAAAAGGAAAAGACAAAAAUAAUUGGCAACAGUUUAGAUAGUUUGUCUUUUGGAGGAUUUUUGAGAGAAAAAAAUACACCUGUAGCACUGAAGACCAAGAUAUUUAAAAUAAGAUAUAGGAAAGAAAUAAGGACUUUAUAGGUAUAAAUAAGGCAAUCCCAAACCAUGGCAUUACGGUGUCAUGACAUAUCUAAGACUGAGUUACCAGUUGUUCUAGCCAUAUUACUGCUGCUACGUGUAUUAACAACAUUGUCUACUAACUCUCAGAGGAAUCGUUCAUACUUAUAUGUAGUUUGAAUUGAUUUAUAACUUAUCAAAAUGAUUUUUAGGAGGAGAUUUAUCAAGCUUGCUUGUCUACUUGAGUAGGUACCACAAUGUACCAGACCUCAUUUUUAAAAAAACUUCCCAUAGAUAUCAUAUUUUUUUACAUUAUCAUAAAGAUUUGGUUGGGAGAGGGUACAGAGUACCAGGAUGUAUUAAGGGUAUGAUCUGAUAUAAAUUUUACAUCAUCGUGUAUUAAUCAUGUUUUAACAAUCAUGUUGUGUUUGUAAGGAUAUUUGUAUUAAGAAUUUUGAUGCACAUUUUGUAAUUGUGUUUUUGUAUCAUUUUAUUCAUUUGUUAAUGAUUUAGAAAAAUACAUUGUUUGCAAAUUGAUGUUGAAUGUCUAGAAGAAAGAGAAAUUGAAUAUUAUGUUUCUUGUAAAAGAAAUAGAUGUAAAGAUGCUAUAGAUGCUAUAGAUUAGAAGUUGUAAUCUAAUUGACUGCUCGUUAUCAAACCCUCAGUGUGUCGUACGGUUACUGGUUCUAGAAGUAUCUCACUGUCUUUAAGUGAAUACAAAUGUCAUGGUAUACAAAUAUUGAAGGUCAGUAUGCCACAUAAUUGCUCUUCCAUUUUUUGCAAUGUAACUUUAUAUAUUGUUACUUCAUCUAUGAAAUGGCACUUGAUAUUUAACAGGAGUUCACAUGCACUAGAUCUCCGAUAUGUGGAGCCUGAUCGACCACAGACAUGUGAACCACCAUUACUUUCGUGUAUUUUUGCGUUAUAUUUCCACACUUUGUCACACGAGUUAUCUCCCUUCAGACAUGAUAACUCGUUCAAUUAAAGAUUAUUUAGUGCAUUACUACUUGGCAUGUAGUUUCCAAGCCAUCACUACUUAAGCUGAGUUCUUACCAAAGUGGAGGUAGGUAGCUACACCUCCAAACUGAGUUUUAUAGCUAGUAUUAAGGUCUACUUCAGUGGAUAUGAAUAUAGUGUAAAAUCAUAGAUCAAAGAUAACAAAUCUCAACUCCUCAGAAGAGAAGUCAAGUACUUAAAUGAGUCAGGUAGCUACCAGUAUCAAAACCAAGGCGGGUAGAUGGUAGUGAGGCUUGAUUCAGGUAGGUGAUGUCAAAGCUGAGUCAGGUAGGUGAUAUCAAAGCUGAGUCAGGUAGCAGUUACUGAGUCUGGUAAUAUCAAAGCUGACUCAGGUAGCAGGUACUGAGUCUGGUGAUAUCAAAGCUAACUUAGAUUGCUUUCUUCAAAGCUGAGUCAGGUAGCAGGUACUAAGUCUGGUGAUAUUAAAGCUAACUUAGAUAGCUUGCUUCAAAGCUGAGUCGGGUAGCAGGUACUGAGUCUGGUAAUAUCAAAGCUAACUUGGAUAGCUUGCUUCAAAGCUGAGUCAGGUAGCAGAUACUGAGUCUGGUAAUAUCAAAGCUAACUUAGAUUGCUUGCUUCAAAGUUGAGUCAGGUAGCAGGUACUGAGUCUGGUAAUAUCAAAGCUGACUUAGAUUGCUUGCUUCAAAGCUGAGUCAGGUAGCAGGUACUGAGUCUGGUGAUAUCAAAGCUAACUUAGAUAGCUUGCUUCAAAGCUGAGUCGGGUAGCAGGUACUGAGUCUGGUAAUAUCAAAGCUAACUUGGAUUGCUUGCUUCAAAGCUGAGUCAGGUAGCAGGUACUGAGUCUGGUAAUAUCAAAGCUAACUCAGAUAGCUUGCUUCAAAGCUGAGUCGGGUAGCAGGUACUGAGUCUGGUGAUAUCAAAGCUAACUUAGAUAGCUUGCUUCAAAGCUGACUCAGGUAGCAGGUACUGAGUCUGGUAAUAUCAAAGCUAACUUAUAACUUUAUAUAUAUAAAGAGUGCUCGGUAUUCCUCAGUGAUAUACCUAUAUAUAUAUAAAGAGUGCUCGGUAUUCCUCAGUGAUAUACCUAUAUAUGUAUGAAGAGUGCUCGGUAUUCCUCAGUGAUAUACCUAUAGAUAUAUGAAGAGUGCUCGGUAUUCCUCCGUAAUAUACCUAUAUAUAUAUAAAGAGUGCUCGGUAUUCCACAGUGAUAUACCUAUAUAUGUAUGAAGAGUGCUGGGUAU
Molecule: messenger RNA, 7625 nt
Organism: Mizuhopecten yessoensis (Yesso scallop)
Lineage: Eukaryota; Metazoa; Mollusca; Bivalvia; Pectinida; Pectinidae
Product: SEC14-like protein 1
Exons: 14
Coding region: 72-2228 (718 amino acids)
Cellular component (GO): cytoplasm
Source: RefSeq, a predicted model, not a curated record